Molecule: messenger RNA, 3539 nt
Organism: Sinocyclocheilus rhinocerous
Lineage: Eukaryota; Metazoa; Chordata; Actinopteri; Cypriniformes; Cyprinidae
Product: MAP/microtubule affinity-regulating kinase 3-like
Exons: 12
Coding region: 1-1776 (591 amino acids)
Biological process (GO): protein phosphorylation; intracellular signal transduction
Cellular component (GO): cytoplasm
Molecular function (GO): protein serine/threonine kinase activity; ATP binding
Source: RefSeq, a predicted model, not a curated record
AUGGCUGUAAAAAUAGAAGCUGAUUAUUUACCAGAGCAGACUGCCAAGAAAAACACACAGCUUCUUGAUUUCCCUUUUUCUCCCUUCAUUGUUUCUGCCUCCAACUGCUCAGAGGACAGGGAGGACACAUUCCACAGGACAGACAGAGUUAAAUUAUUUGAAGUCAUUGAAACAGAGAAGACACUUUAUUUAAUAAUGGAGUAUGCAAGUGGAGGUGAAGUGUUUGACUACUUAGUCGCUCAUGGGAGGAUGAAGGAAAAGGAAGCCAGAGCAAAGUUUCGGCAGAUCGUGUCUGCGGUGCAGUACUGCCAUCAGAAGAGAAUAGUCCACAGGGAUCUCAAGGCUGAAAACCUGCUGCUAGACGCGGACAUGAAUAUAAAGAUAGCGGACUUUGGCUUCAGUAACGAGUUCACCAUCGGGAGUAAGCUGGACACGUUCUGUGGCAGUCCUCCGUACGCGGCUCCCGAGCUCUUCCAGGGGAAGAAGUACGACGGGCCAGAGGUGGACGUCUGGAGUCUGGGGGUCAUCCUCUACACGCUUGUCAGCGGCUCACUUCCCUUUGACGGACAGAAUUUGAAGGAGCUGCGAGAGAGAGUUUUGCGAGGGAAGUAUCGUAUACCGUUCUACAUGUCCACAGACUGUGAAAACCUUCUGAAGAAGCUGUUGGUGCUUAAUCCAGGCAAACGUGGAAGUCUAGAGUGUGCAGUGGCUCCGUCCAUACCUCCGGCCGUCUCUCACACCAAACGCUCUCAGGCCAGCAGCGUGGAGGGAGAGAAGAAGAAGGAGGAGAGUAAGCUGCCCUCCUCCAGCUCUAAAGGAGACAUGGCCGCCUCUCCUCUGGCGGCCCAGGAACGCAGGAAGUCCUCCACAGCUUCAGGGAAUAGCGCUGCUGGAGGAAUGACGAGGAGGAAUACGUACGUGUGUGAGAGAUCCAGUACAGACCGGUACUCAGCCGUACCCAACGGCAAAGACAGCAGUCUGACGGAGAUGUCGGCCUCGGCGAGUGCAUCUUCCUCAGUGUCUCCAGGAGCGUCCACUCGGCCGCGGCAUGUGAAGUCCAUGUCCGCCUCAGGCCACCCCAGCAAGUCUCCGCUGCCGCCCAUCGAGGACGACGCUGAAUUCAAGGGCAGCUCUGGCUCCAGGGCUCCGUCCACGUCUCCGUCGGCUCACAGCAUCAGCAGCAUGACUCCGGAUCGGACCCGCUUUCCUCGGGGCACCUCCAGCCGGAGCACCUUCCACGGGGCGCAGCUCAGAGACCGCCGCAGCGCCACAUACAACGGCCCUCCCGCAUCGCCCUCGCUGUCCCACGACACGGGCACUCUCGCCCAGGCCCGCAGGGGAACCUCGUCCGGAUUCAUCAGCAAGCUCACCUCCAAGCUUGUGCGCAGGGUACCCAGUGAAGGAGAGGCCCACGGUCGGCCGUACAGUUUGAGGAGCGGAUCCGGAGAACCCAAGGAGGAAGGCCGUGACUCGAAGCCCAGAUCGCUGCGCUUCACCUGGAGCAUGAAGACCACCUCGUCCAUGGAGCCGGGAGACAUGAUGAGAGAAAUCCGCAAGGUGCUGGAUGCCAACAACUGCGACUACGAGCAGCGCGAGCGCUUCUUGCUCUUCUGCGUGCACGGCGACGCGCGGCAGGACAGUCUCGUCCAGUGGGAGAUGGAGGUGUGCAAACUGCCCCGUCUGUCUCUCAACGGCGUGCGCUUCAAACGCAUAUCGGGGACGUCCAUCGCCUUCAAGAACAUCGCUUCCAAAAUUGCCAAUGAGCUCAAGCUGUAAGCAAAGGGUUCCAAAAAAUACAAAACUAUAGGGAACACUAAAAAAAGGAAUCUGGCCAGGAAGUUUGAGCAGCAUUGUGAGUUACUGCUUCUGUAAGCUACUGCUGUAAUGUGUAGUGGAGAAAAAAAUAUGAAUGCAAAAAGAUGAAAAGAGAAAAAACGCCCUAGCUUGAUCUUCGUGACCUCGUGAUAUACGCCUGGUUAAAACAACCAUCUUGCAAUAAUAUCGAAACCCUUUCAGGGUCGGCAGAACAGAGAUCUGUCGAGCGAAUUAUCGUAACAGACUUAAACCGACUUUUUCCACAUGUACAGUUAAGAUCUAGAAUGUUUUUGUUGUAUUGAAUUAAUGAUAGAGUUGUAUAAUACAAGACUUUCAGCCUACUUACGUGGAGGUGUUGUAUAGUCACUAUUGAGCUCUGUACAGAAAAAAUUAUGUUCAGUGUGUCAUACUUGUUUAGUUGCUUUCUUUUCUUUUAGAUUUUGACACCACUCAGUUUUAACAGUUCUUUUAUAACUUAUCAAGACUUGCUUUUAAAGGCACAGUUGAUCCAACAAUGGAAGUUCUAUUAUUUUCUCACCCUCAUGUGCUCACAAAACCUGCAUGUUGUUAUUUUUCAUGGAAGUAGAACAUUUUGAAGAAAUAUGCAACUUUUUCUGUGGUGAACAUGACGAUUAAGCUCCAAAAAUGAGAAAACACCAUCAUAAUAUGCCACGCAGUGCAACUUGUGCGCAAUAGCCAUAUGUUGCACUUUGUGUAACCAUUCUAAAAACGUAAGUUGUUAAUCACUGGAAAUGUGCAGUCUUUAAUAAAUAACAGCAUGCAUGGAACGGCAUGAGAGCAGGUCAAUAAUGACAGAACUUUCCUUUUGGGUGAAUUAUCCUUUUAAUUCAGAGUGAGGAUUAGAUGUGAUCAUAACAUCAGAAUUAAUGAGUAAGUGUUGUUCCCAGAUGCAGAUGGUUUGGAUGUACAGAUCAGCUAAAAAUGAGUAAACGAACGUCUACAUUAACAUUCCAUACAGAGCAUACAGUGAGACUAGCAUCAUGGAGCUGUAGUGCAGAAAUCCUGCAGUGUGUUUGGAGCAGGAGUGGCUAUAAUUUAUUUAUUAGGCCAUUUUAUGCCUUCCUGUUCUGUUAACUGUAGAAAUUAAUCCAGAGAAUCCAUUUUUGUUGUUUUUUUUGUUUAGUAAAAUGUAAUUUGUUUUGUAAUAAGUGGUGAUGACGAUGAUGAAGAUGAUGGACUACGACCACUCGUAUUGGUACUUUCUACUAGUUCUUUUGUACUGAAGUAUCGAAGGUUAAAUGUGCAAUGCUGUCUAUGUUGUAUUACUGUAAUGCUGAUUAAAGAGGUUGUGACUGCACACUUUUAAGGGAAGACGAGCUCAAGUUUAAGUAGUUUGAGAAAAAGGAUUAGUGACUAAAAAUAUUAAAGGGUAAAGCUGUGAUUAAAGCUCAGAGAGGCAUUGAAUGUUCGAAUGUCAAUUGUGAUGUUCCAUUUUGUGAAGAUACAUUUCCAGGAUUUCCUUUCCUGGUUUUAAUUUAUUUUCUUUUUCUUUUUUUCUUUUAAUGGCUGUACGGAUGAAACUGUUUGGAUGGGAAGCAAGCUGAAGGCUGAGGAUCUCCAAAAAUGCAAUUAAACUCCAAUACAUUUCAUCCUUCCACACACUCUUCCCAUUUAUUCUCUGGACAUAGUACUGUACAUUUCUGCGGAGAGAUCCCUUGGGCCGCUGUGGUUCAGUCCCACUGGAGCACAUUAAAGCUUACUUG